UAGUUAAGUAUGAAAGAGUUGUAAUACAAUAGAAAAGAAAAGAAUGGCGCCAUUCCGAAAACACGGUAUUCCAAGUUCAUAGGAUUUUCUGUCAAGAUCAAGUCCAUCCAUGCUCUCAAGCCAAUGAACGAUCUAAUCCGAGUGCUCUUAUCCACAUGGUCAUACGCCGGUAGCAGAGCAGGGCUUAGCGUUGGGAGCAGAGUGCCAAUCGGGUAUCUAGACGUCGGUUUGGUUUCUAUCGGGCUCAGAAGAAAGUGACACUUUGGACGAGGACUCGAGGGAUCCACCACUUGCGUCACAAUAGAAAUGGUAACAGAUUGACGACGCAUCAUCUCGUUAGGAUAGGGUGUUUUUUUAUGCCGACCGGGCAAGGAUGAUGAGAUGCCAGUGAGGAGAAAAUAAGAAGUCUGUCCCUUUUGAGAUCAGUUCCCAAUGAAUUGUGCUAGUGAACAGAUCUCCCGAUGAAUCGGUGGCAAAUGAAAGUAAAAUGUUCUCUGACUUUAAUGGUGGUCCUGGGUUUGGGUCCCAGUCAAGUGUCGUGUGACCCACAGUUGGAAUUCUCAUCCGUGGAUCAUCAUGAUCCGGAUGAGCAUUUAGAAACGUUGGUGGAACAUCCACAAGUGGGAACGGAAGAUCAUGACGGAGGAAUCAUUUCUUAUACAGGGUCCAGCCCUGAAUCUAAAUCUUAUGAAAUUCACGACACUGGAUACGUGGUUUCCAGCCCAGCUGCCCAACCUCCCCAGAGAGAUCCGAACCAGCACCAUGACAGCAAAAGCAUUUUCGGUCCAAGCAAUUCGCAUAAUGGUUUGCCCGAGCUUAUUUCACUGGAUGAAUUUGACCAAAUGGACGACAGUUUUGGCAAUGUGGCUUUCACCAACAGUGAAAACGUGGUUGUUCUCGAUCAGGAUUAUGUUUUAGGCGCGGAUGAGAUUGUUUUGGGAGAAAUCCCAGUAAAGGAACAAGCUUUUGGAGCAGCUCAGCGGAAGCAAGCACAUGUUCCGCCCGCAAUUGCAGCAAGAUCUUAUCUACCUGCAAGUCCAAUUCCAAGGCCUGCAAGGCAUCCGGGUCAACGAGGAGGCCUAAGACCCGGACCAGAAAGGAGACGUUUCAGACAAGAUCGCGGGCCAGAGCAGGGCUAUGGACCCCAGGAUAUUCAAUACGACGAGUACACAGACGAUUAUCAAGAAGAUUACAAUGAAUAUGGCCCAUAUAGGCCCAGAAGACCUGGAGGACCCGGAGGACCUGGAGGACCUGGAGGACCAAACAAACCAAGACGACCAGGCACUGGGAUUAGGGGACCCCCUCUUGGUGGAGAUGACGAAUAUACAGAUUAUGAAAGCCCCACUCCUUCUGGUCCAGAAGUUGGAUACAACAAUGGGCCCCCAGAAAGGUUUAGACCUGGGAGACCUAGAUUUCGAGGACUAGGUGGUCCUAAUGGACCAGGGGGUCUUUCAAGCCAAAUACUACCAGGACGGUCACCCCAACGAAGAUUUCGUAACCGGCCUGGAGGACCAGGUGGUCCCGGAGGUCUUGAAAAUUCUGAUAGUCUGGGACGCUUAGGUGGCCCAGGUGGCCCAGGAGGACUAGGAGGUCCAGGAGGCCCAGGAUAUACCCAAAACUUCAGACCAGGCCAACAAUACCGAGACGGAGCGGGGCCAAAUUUUCGAAGAAGACCAGGAUUUGGUGGGCAAGGUGGACCAGGGGGUCCAGGUGGGCGAGGAGGCCCGGGUAGACCAGGAAGACCAGGGGUGCUAGGCAGACCUGGAAACGGGUAUAGAAACGGGCCAAGUGGACCAGGCAAGUACAACAAUGGAUAUCGAAACGGUCCUGGAGGACCUGGACCACUAGGAGUAUUCAAUGGAUAUCAAAACGGAGUAGAAGAACCUGGGGACUAUGACGUCUAUCACGGAGGCCCAGAGGGGCUUUCGCCUAGAAGACCUGGGCUAAGAGGACCUCCAAAUCUCAAUGCACCCCAUGAAGAGAAGCAGGAUUAUCAGGAAUAUGACUAUCAAGAGGAUUAUGACCCAGAAUACACCGACUAUGACACGGAAUUACCACUUGGAAAUAGACCUGGAGGUCCAGGAGGACCGCUCAACCUUCCUGGGCCACCCAGAGGCCCAGGCAUACAAGGGAGGCUGGAGGGGCCCAAUGAUCAUCCACAUAAUUAUGAUUCAAGUGGACCUGGGGGACCCAAUUCAAUUGGGGGGCCAAGUGGUCCACCCGGUCUUGGAGAGUAUGAUUCUCCCCGAAACAGAGGCAAUGACCAAAGUAGACGAAGAUACCCGCCUCCCCCAUUACGUCGACGAUUCCCAGGAAGGGGUCCCCCGCGUUUUCGAGGAGGACCAGGUUUAGGGGGGCCGAAUCGUCAGUUCAGAAACAACAGACCGGGACGGCCAGGACGAGGCCCUCCAAGACGACCUAGAGUUCCACACAAUCUCACUCCAGACAACGGCAAUCACGCUCAUAAUUCCGAUUAUGACUACGAAGAGUACAAUGAACCUGCGAUAAAUUCCUUAGGAGAGGGUAUAGGCAGCGGAAUCGAGUUUGAUGGCGAAGAGAUUCCAAUUCUAAAAAAUGCCGAACCCCUUCCUGUUUAUUAUAAGGAGAUAGGUCCCAAAACCGAAUACCACACACGAGACCCAAACCCUCCCCUGCCUGAGGAAGGCAUGGACAAACUAUACAAGCUCUACAAACAGGCCAGGAGUCUUAACCAAACCAUUCCUUUGCACGGUUUUGAUGUGGCUACUGGGAGCUCGGUGAUUCAGAAACGCCUCUCGGGCAUAAACACAUUCAUUUCACAAAUAACAUCUGGCACAUUUGACGACUUGGUAGCAGCUGGCACCACCCUAGGAGAGAUCGUGGGCGUGUUCUUCCGUCAAUUUGACGCUCUGACCGCCUUGGGCAUCGUCGCAGCCCUCGAGACCAGGGCUGCCUAUGAUCCUGGAUUUAGGUCCAGCUUUCCGAAAAUUCUUCAACAGAACCCUUGGAUCUUACCACCCAAAAAGUACAAACUCGUCCCUAGGCGACCCGUUCCUAAACUUGUUCCGGUGAAACCUGUCGGGGCCGGUUUUGUGGGUAGACUGCCGUCUUUUAGGCCGUCUAUUGGGCAUGGCAGAGGUUUUGGCGACAAGAUCACCCACUCCCACGACUCGGAUGAGGAGACAUAUUCACCCGAGACAUCUUCAAAACACAACAAACGGCAGUAUGGAUUACGGAACGCGGACCAACCCAACACCCUUGUAAACGUGCCCGUUUAUCGACCCCCCGUCAGAAAUGAGAGCACAAACGACGUGCUUGUUGAGGACCACGAAACAGAAACCGUUCUUCCACCACAUGAUCGCUUUCACACCGAAAUUCAGUUCACAAAGGAGUUUGCACCACCAGACAUUCACAACGACCGGGGGUUUAUUCAGGGGAAACCUCAGGGUUUUCCUAGUUUGAAGCAGCUCAUUGUCACAGCCUUCCCCAAGAAGAAGCGAUGAUCCCCACAUCUCAAUCAUGGCAAUCCAUUCCAGCCAUCUUGUCAAACUCAUGUGCCAGAGGAUCACAUCUCGGUGGAGCCCGUAAUUCAUGUUGAAUUGUAAACUAGCGAUCCCAUAGUUGAAUCUAAUGUUAAUCAUAUUAAAAUCCAAUGUUCUAAUCGA
Tigriopus californicus is the source of this 3644-nucleotide messenger RNA. RefSeq lists its product as uncharacterized. Lineage: Eukaryota; Metazoa; Arthropoda; Copepoda; Harpacticoida; Harpacticidae. The record is from RefSeq and is a predicted model, not a curated record. The coding region runs from base 462 to 3482 and encodes 1006 amino acids. The transcript is spliced from 5 exons.